This is a messenger RNA of Ostrea edulis (European flat oyster), 10246 nucleotides long. Its product is annotated as beta-1,3-galactosyltransferase brn-like. Bases 8748 to 9857 code for a protein of 369 amino acids. The transcript is spliced from 4 exons. NCBI's taxonomy places the organism in Eukaryota, Metazoa, Mollusca, Bivalvia, Ostreida, Ostreidae. Gene Ontology annotation, molecular function: hexosyltransferase activity. The record is from RefSeq and is a predicted model, not a curated record. Gene Ontology annotation, cellular component: membrane.
UCCCCCUAAAAAACAGACGGGUAAAAUUUGGUGACUGAUAGAGAUCGUCGAUCAUGACAAAGAUAAAAAAAAAGUAGAUAUAUCGGAACAAAUUGAACACUUUCAAAUGAAAACGACACCAAAACAAAGGAAUCAUCGAAAGAGAAAAGACACGCACUGAAAACGAUGUUAAGAGAAUGAUAUCGACACACGGAGACAGCUGGACAAAAUACAAUAGGUAUACCAAAAUCAAUGAAACGUGUUGUAAUUCAUCCCCCCGUAAAAUGAAACGCCCAUUGACGAUUAAAUCUGAUUGUCAGAUACUAAUAACAAGAUGAAGUAAGGUCCUUGCCACUGUAGAAUUAAUGACAGGAGCUCUGAUUACCCUUUGAUAUUCUACAUGUACGUUAAAACUUUAAUUUUUGAAACAGGUUUUUUCAUUUUGAGUUUGUCCUCGUGUUUUUUGUUAACAUUAGUCAAGAUUCAGGCCUAAGGGUGGGGCUUAAGAGGCAUAUAGUGAAGAUCUACUCGAAACUCCCUGCAAAUAAAGUUUGGUUGGAUUGUUGCCUUACAGUGCAGGCAUAUUUGUGUAAUGGAUCUCAUGCGAUGGGUAACUGAAAAAAGCACUUGUUACAUUGCAUAAUUGAUUCAACGUACACGUGAUCCGAAUUGUUCGGCGGGUCAGUAUGUCCAAUGUGAUUAUGUCUUUACCAGGUCAAACAGGUUGCACACAUAUGCUUUUCCCAUAUGUUGUGUAUUGCAAAGCAAUGCCCUCAUUAACACAAUGGGGUUAAAGUGUCCCGAGUAAAGUUAAAACAAAAAUCACGAAAUGUACCUCAAUGCACUUCACACUGGCAAUGGCACUCGGAUCACCUCGGUCGAUUCCAUCUCACCUCCGAUAUAUGAUGUUUUCCGCCAUAUAGCACGUAUACAGUGACGUAUAACAUGUUUAACGUCUUUGAUCAACUGGAACUACUGACAGCUCCCACGAAAUACAGUCCAUUUUAACAUAUUUUUAUAACUAUUUCUCUUUGAGAUUUUUUUUUCUUCUUCUUGAAAUAGAGAGCAGUUUUCUAAGGAAAACUCCAUAAUUUUUUUAAAAAAAAAACCCAAACCAUUUUGAUCACUACAUUCUGAAAGUGGAAGUUUUUCCGAAGGAGUAAAUAGACGACCGCAUUGCAAAUGUUAGGCGUAGCUACAUAUCACUUACUGUCAUACAUCCGAGGCUAGAUGUAGGGUACCGAAGGCUACCGGAAUCUGCCGAAUGAUGGUGACAUCUCCAUAUGAGUAAACAUUUUUCGCAUGGGACGAUAAACAAUAUACAACCAACCAAAUCACACUAUAUGACGUCACAAUAUAAAAGUACGUAACGACAUACAUGCCGAUAGUUUAAUGUCAGAAUAUUUUCUCGUUAUUUAAUACUGUUAUGCAGUGUUCAAACUGUAUAUGUGCAAAUCUGUUUGUCAAAUGAUUCUUUUUCAAUUAAGUCUCCUGUUUUUAUAUGUAGUGUGCGCUACAGUAAUAUUUAUGAUACAUUGCGACCUUGAAAUCGCCUCCAUGUGCAUGGUCAUUUAGAAUAAAGAUUGAUUGUUUGUAUAUUGUUUAACGUCGCGAUCGAGAAUCUUUCCCUGAUAUGGAUAUAUCUUUAGAAGUCAAUCGUGUGCACAUAUCGACUUGGGACAGGUAAAAGAUGACAAUAUAUUAUUUUAAUCAAGACAUAUUCCAAAAGGUAACUAGUUGCAGAUUUAGGAUUUUGAUACGCAAGGUAGGAUUUUUUGCCUCGUGUAGAUAAGAAUUGGCAGUGAAUGUGGGAAAUGCCCAACAUUUGAAUCGAGAUUAUGGAAAUUGCUAAAUAUGAGAGGAUAUUAUACCGGUCCGAAUCACUUUUUUGAUUUAUCAUAUCAAUGUCGACAUAUCAAGUCCAAACUGCAAAUGAUGUAAGUGCAUCUUUCACCUGUGCCGAGGUGAUACACAACUAGCGAAUAAAAAUUGCUUAGUCACUUGUAUGUUGACGUAUUUCCCCACGUGGUACGCUGUUUAUGUACUAAACAAACGAUUUUUGAAUAUGCUGUUAUUACUUGUUAUGUUACUCGGAACACCCACUGAGAAGGGGGUAUACUACAUGUACAUCGUCAUAAUGGCGGUCUUCCUUCUAUAACAUAAAUAUAAAUAUCGGCAAAUAUUUGUCUAUCCAAUAGUAGCUCAACAGGCUAACGAGUCGUCUACGAAUCUAGUAGGUCGUGAGUUCGAGUCCAGCAGGAGUUUUCAAUUUUUUUCCAUAUCAAUUUCUACUAAAAUUGCAUUUUUUGACUAAGUAAAGUAAAUUUGAAGUUUUUACUUUUAAAAUAGUGUUGUACACAUCUCCCAAUUUUCACCCAUAAUAAAUCUAUUUGGUGUAGUAUUCCUUCCAAGUCCGUUUUUCUUUCCCACCAUACAUAUUUCUUAAUUUGUCAGGUGUGCUUCUGUAUACUGUUAUUUUAAGGGAGGAGAGGGACUAUUGCUUUACAAACAAUUCUUGUUUUUUACUCUCCAUUAAAAUGCAGUCUGCAUAAUGCAGAAGUGGUUUUGUUACUAAGAAAGUUGUGGGGGCUUCUUAUAUCAUGUUUGUUAAGCUAACAAUGCGUGUAUGAAUAUGAACAAUCGUACGCCUAACCAACUAUCCACUGUUUAGUCUUCACUUAUGUUGACGGUUGCAAUAAUUUUUAUGGAUGAAUGAAAACAACUAUAUAGAGCUGAGGAAAGGAUUUAAACCAAGGUAUAUACACCUCUCUCUGCCUAUCGACUACUUAACAGAGGGGCAUUUACCUGUCUGUGCAUUGCGAGAAAAAUCUGCUCCAGGCUAUUCCUUUGUUUGGUCUGUUGGUAUUGGUUUCCAUAAUACAGGCGACUGCAUCAAUUGAAUUAAGGAUGAAUACCAUCGUAAUAAUGGUCGACGUCCUUUCGAACCAUAACGGAAACGUUAGUAAUAAACUGAGAGGCUUUAUUAACGCAACACUGGGCAUUUCUUUUUUGUCUGAUUAUUAUACGCCCGUCUUAAGACGGGACGUAUUAUGGUAUGGCGUUCAUGUCCGUCCGUCUGUUAGCUUUUUCGUGUCCGACCCGUAACUUAAAUACUACAAGGCCUAGAAUCAUCAAACUUUGUCUGUAGAUACAUCUUGGGUAGAAGGUGUGUCGCACAUUAAAACCAGGUCACUGUGACUUUUCAAUAAGAAGAUAUGGCCAUAUAUGGCAAAAACUUGUCCGGCUCAUAACUUGAAAACUAUUAGACCUAGAAUCACCAAAAUUGGUCAACUAAUGCAUCUUAGGUAGAAGGUGUGUCGCAUCCUACUUUAAGGUCACUGUGACAUUUAAUUAAGGUGAUAUAAAAAAAAUGUUUUAAUGGGUACAAUCUAUACUGUUGCUUAUUCAAAAAUGUUGCAUUAAAAAAACACAUAUUUUGUAUGAUAUACUGUGCAGCUUUUUUUAGUAUAUAUAAUGUUUCUUUUGUUUCUAACAAUAACAAGAGAAAUUCCACUUGUCCCAUGGGAGUAGCAUGCAAAGAGCAUUUUGAUAAGAUUAAUUAAUGAGUUUAGUGUAAGGAGACUGUCUUAAUCAUUUCUGGUAGAGCAUCUCUGAUCAAGCAGGUGUUAUCUACAUCUCUAAGGAAUUGGGCAGAGGAAGUUUAUUAAUUAAGCCUCUUAAUAACUGUUGAUAUAUUGGUAUUCUUUCAAAUUUGUUCUUGGUGGCCAGUCUAUAUUUUCGAAAUGAAUUUCAUAUUAGAAUGUCAAAAUUAAUUUCAACAUUGUAUAAUAUAAUUUUUAAUUCUUUUUCUAAGCAACCGAUAUGCAGAGUGUCAUUUCUGAUUAAGAUAACAGAUGGUUGCAAUAUAUAUAUAGGACAUUUUAAUGAUUAGCAUUUUGAUGUUUAAUUUAUUAGGCUGUGGCAAUAUAAUACAUAUACAGGCUUUAGAUUGGGCAUUUGUGUAAACAGAAAACAACCAGUUGAAAAAUAAAUGAAUGUACUAUGCAAUAUUUGAAGCAAUGUCACAUGAGGCCAUAAAGUGGGUAAGAUUCUUAAAGGAAGGUUGACAUUUGGCUCCAUGCAUACCUAUCUCUUCAUGGUAAUAUGUUCAUGUUAACAAUAUGUGACGGGCGUAUCAUGUGCCGUGGCGGUGCACUUUAUUUAUUUUAUUAAUUUGAAACGCAUAUUUCCGAUAUAUGAUCUUUGAUAAAUAAACGCUAUGGAUAUUCUUUGAGAGUCUACAAAUGAGAUCAAAGGUGGUAGGAAUGGGCAAAAAUUCUGGUUUGGUUCAUUUGACUGACAAAAGUUUCGAAUGGUUCUUUGAGGAAUAUUCUGCCACUCUAUAAACAAAUCCCUUCUCAGUUCUUGUGGAUUCUUAGGCUGGCGGCUGCACACACGUCUACCAAGCUCGUCCUAAACAUGUUCAAUCAGAUUAAGGUCUGGGGACAUGGCGGGCAAAUCAGGAAUAUUGAUGUCAUUUCUUUGAAUAUUUGAAGGGUAUGUUUGGACACAAGUAUAGUAGGAAAAUAUAUUAGAUUUUUUAAAUACAUGAUUUAAAUUUAUGAGAUGACUUCACAAGAAUACAACGAUAUCAGGCCUCAACCGUGCGCAGCUUUUUGUGCGCCGUAAAUCGAAGGUUUUUAUAAGGGGUGGAUCUGUAGCUCUCUGAUCUCUCCAAAUAUUUUCUUCGAGAGCUAUAGUUCUGCAGGUACUCAAUAAGAAGCAUUAUGACCCCAACUUUUCUUUUUAAUUUCCUAAUUCUCCAUCAAUGUACAAACCCAAGAUACACUUCCCAAAAAUUUACAUUAUUACAAAUUUCAGGUGCGAGCCUCUUUAAGACACAAAUAAUAUUGUAGACGUCAUCAGUUUUUAAGCAAAGGAAUAACAAUGUAUGAAAAAGGAAGUAAAAAAUAACUACUCUUGGUUAAACAAUAUUUUAUUUAUUCGAUAUCAUAUUCCGAAAUGUAAUACAGUGUACGUAAGGAGUUUUAAUGAAAAUUUGAAUGUAUGUUGGGACACAGGAAUAGUGGAAAAUAUGUUAGGAAUUUUUUAUAUUGAAUUUAUGAGACAAUGCAGCAACAAGGCCUUAACUGUGCGCAUGUUUUUCUGUGCAGUAAAUUGAAGGUUUUGAUAAGGGGUGGAUCUGUAGCUCUCUGAUUUGUCCCAAUAUUUUUUUCAGAGAGCUACAGUUCUGCAUCUAUGAUCACCGCGUAUUAAUCAAAGGUAUCUCCAGCCCCAAUGGUUAUGAAUUCUAUAUUAAUUUUCCUGUUCCGCAUACCUAAGUUAAAUUCUAUUAUUCAGUAGCAGUAAAAAACAAGAUGUGGUCUUAAAACACAAAUGCCUCCGAAAGUGCCCACGCUGAUGAAAGACUUUACAUAAUAUGAUACAUUAACACCGUAUGGCUACUUUGAACACACCCUAGAGUCAGAACCCUAACCCUAGGGAUCCUGAAAUUUACAAUUUAGUAGAAGCCUUCACGCUUUUGGUAAAUAUGCUUUCAGCUCUUAUUCAACAUUAGCGCAAGUAAACAAGGAAACACUCAAAACUAUUACAACCAUUUUGGGCUUGCCUCAGAGUCAACUCCUGUUAAAAGAAGGGGAAAAAACACAUUUGGGUAGAGGCCUUCCAGAUCUUCUUUCAAAAUUCAUUUAGUAUUCAUGCAAUAUCAGCACCAACUUUUCAAAAAUUUUGUAUAUCAUAUUACCAUUUGGACCCCGCCUUAGAGUCAGAGCUCUUAUCCCCGGGAACUUGAAAUUCACAAUGACUGUGGACAGAGACCAGUUAUAUAUAACAGCUUCUGUUCCUCUUAAAUAUUCAUUGUACUUUUAUCUAGUGUCAGUAAGAUUAUAGAAGUUUAUUAUAUAUCAUGGACAUUGACAGUAUUUGACCAUAAUGAACCGCCAUUGACUUUAAAUCUCUACCUCUUGGGUUAUUGUUGUUUAUUGGUCAAAAACAAAUACAUGUUAUAGAUAAAGUAUACAAUGUAAUAAAUCUAUAAUUAUAUAAAGGUCAAGUACAAAUAGAAAUCGUGCUUAUACAUUGGUAUUUCUAAUUUCAAUGUAAUUUUUAAUAAAUUUACCCAAGUUACAUAUUUAUGGGUUUAAAGAGGUAUUUUAAAUGAUAAGACAUUUAAUCACGAUGACCAUUCUGGCCUCACCCUGGUACCAAAACCCUCACCUCUGGGGGAUCAUAAAAUUUACAAUUUUAGUAAAGGUCUUCCCACUUUACAUGACUACCGAUAUUCAUAAGUAUAUAUGAUUUUAGAUUUAUUACAUUGUAUACUAUGUCUAUAAGCUGUAUUUGCUUUUGACUAAUAAACAACAACAGUCAAUAAGCUUACAGGUGUGCAGUUGUAGAGAGGAAGAUUAUUUUGAGAAAAUUGGUCGAUUUUUGAGUUAUUGCACCGCCUCUAACAGUGCAAGAGUCCUGGAAUUCCACCGCCUCUAACAGUGCAAGAGUCCUGGAAUUCACCGCCUCUAACAGUGCAAGAGUCCUGGAAUUCACCGCCUCUAACAGUGCAAGAGUCCUGGAAUUCACAAUGUAUGUCCUUCUUGUCCCAACUUUGCUUUAUACAAAAUUUGGGAAUUGGAAGGGUAGGGAUAAAAAUGUUUUAAAUCGUUAACAGACGAUGAACAACGAUGGACGCAGACCAAUAGCAUAGGUCACCUUGGGAGUUUUCAUUCAUUCGAAUGGGAACUUGAUACAUUUGAAGGUACAUCUUGAGACAAGUGUAGUGGGAAAUAUGUUGUUUUUCCCUUCAAAUAUAUUAUAGUCUAGAUCUAAAUUAAUUUUGUGUAGCAUAAUUCAUAAGGCAGUUGCCGGGGUUGGGGUCCGACUUUACUCAUCUAAAAUACUGUAACAUUAUAAGUUAAAUACAUCGUGCAGGGUGUAAAUAAAAACCCGAAAAAGAUAAUCAUAGUAAAAACACAGACAUGAAUGCAGACCCUGAAGCGUGUUAUUACACCUCCAAAGCUUCAUUGUUUUCGUGUUCAGUUCAAAUGAAUUAAAAACCUAUAGUUAUCUGUCGCAAUAAAUUUUAGCGUAAAUCAUAAAGAAAUAGCAUGGUUGUUUAUAUUACGGCGGUACGAAAACAGUGGACGUAUAGGAUUAUAUAUCUUAUACAAGAUCUGUUUAUUAUAAAGCAUAAUAAAUGGAUUAUACAAGACCUGUUUAUUAUAAAGCAUAAUAAAUGGAUUAUACAAGACCUGUUUAUUAUAAAGCAUAAUAAAUGGAUUAUACAAGACCUGUUUAUUAUAAAGCAUAAUAAAUGGAUUAUACAAGACCUGUUUAUUAUAAAGCACAAUAAAUGGAUUAUACAAGACCUGUUUAUUAUAAAGCACAAUAAAUGGAUUAUACAAGACCUGUUUAUUAUAAAGCAUAAUAAAUGGAUUAUACAAGACCUGUUUAUUAUAAAGCAUAAUAAAUGGAUUAUACAAGACCUGUUUAUUAUAAAGCAUAAUAAAUGGAUUGAACUAUAAACAUAACCUAUGUAGAAGUAUUUCCCACAAGUACAAGGUCACAAUGUAAUUAUAGUAAAGAAAUUUAUCAAAGAAUUACAAAUAAAUUAAAACAAAAUGCAAUGUAAUCCAAGAGAAAAACAUCAUUUACACAAUUGAUAUUCUAAAAUAGAUUGAUAUAACGUUAUUGUGUUAGUCUUUAUGAAGUUCUUACAAAUUUGUAUAAUCUGUGAAGUUCCUGAAGUAAAGUUAUUAAUUCAAGACUUUUCUUUUAGAGCAUAUAAUUAUAGUAUAACACAAGAAUUGCAGUUUAGGCCAGUUAUUAGAAAGUAUUAAUAUCAUAUUCCUUUCUCAACAAUUAUUCCAGGAAACAAGCCUUUUCAGGUAUAGAGGGAUUCAUGCUAAAUUUAUUUUGACCAGUGCCGUAAGGAAAUUGAAUAUGAAAUGCAUCUUCAGAUUAGCAUAAUGCAUCUUAACAAUGUUAUGACUGGAUCUUGAUCUUGUCUUCCCUCUUAGCAAUUUCUUUAUGAAUACUGUUGACUGGGUGGAAAUAAAAUCAAGGUAAUAAAUACCAACAAAAGAAGGCUGAAGUCUAUUUCCUUUUCUUGUCACAAGUUUACAUCAGGCCCCGGGUCAUGAAACGGACAAUAAAGAUUUAAAUCAAACGAACGUCAGUUAUUACAGUGUUGCAAACUAUUUUAUAAAUGUUUCAUUGUCAGAAACCACGUGACUGAGAUUUCUUUGUUGCAUGACCAUGGAAACUUAGUGAAGUAGACAAUUUUGGUGUUUUAUUUGUCUGUGAUGUAGUAACAAUCUUAACAAAGGCCCUUACCCGGAAUAUUUACAAAGUUUCGAGUGGUAUUUGUUUAACAAUAACAAGGAUCCGUAUACUAUGAUCAAUGUUUCCGCUCAGUCAAAGAAAACAGGAGAAUUCAUCAAGUUUAUUCGACGGAAAACGAUGUUCUACAAACAAGAAACCUGUUUUGUUAUUCUUGCGACAACAGUUGUACUGGUGAUUACACGGGAGUGCACGAACGAUGACCAACUUGGAAAAUUUUCAACACGCAUAAUGGAAAAACAAACGGAUAUAGCGGAAGACGAAGAAAUAUAGAUAUCACCGAACUUAUAUAUCUAAGGUUCAUUUCUCUCAACCAGGGAUGUACUGGUCUGGUAAAAAUGAUUGGCUGUAAUGAUCAAAGAACCUAAUCAAAAUUUUGAGGAGUAGACGAUAAUUAUGACACAGGUCCGGACUAGAAAAGAAUUUCCUUCGGUGAGGGUGAUGAGAGGAGCUCAAAAACUUAUGGAAUUGCAAUGCUAUCGAAGCUGGCUUGUGUGCGACAAAUUCGCAAGUGUGUCAGACAUAACGGAAUUUUCGUAUCCUUUCUGUUCCUUUUCUUUUUAGUUGCAUUCACAACACUAGGAACAACACUUGUCCAUCAGCAUACCUAUUAUCGGCGACCAGUAGGGGGCAUACUCCAAGACAUAUUUCCGAAUGAAGAGAUUAUACAGUUUCGUUUUUUCUCCUAUGACACCGAAUAUCGCUACCCUCCAAUAAAGGUUGAUUUCCCACAAAAAAUUAAAAAUGGAACCAUCGACCUACCAAUAGUGAACCGACAUCCCUUUAAGUUCAUUUUUAACGCUGAUCACGUUUGUAAAGGAACAAAACAGAAGAGUCUUUUAAUUGUUGUAAAAUCAUACGUAGGACAUUUUGCAUUAAGGAAUGUGCUGCGAAAAACUUGGAUACCCAAGGCAAAGGCUUAUAACAUUCCUGUCGUAUUUGCUUUGGGGUAUAAAAAAGACUUACAAUCGCUGGUUAUAGAAGAGAAUGCCCGACACAACGAUAUAGUUCAGGAGGACUUUCUCGAUGUUUACCUCAAUAAUACGUACAAAGCAAUCAUGACUUUUAACUGGGUCGUCGAAAACUGCAACCAUUUUAGAUAUGUUUACUUUGAUGAUGAUGAUAUGUUUCUACAUUUAGACAACUUAGUGAAGCAUGUAAAAAUGCUGGAAAUGGAAGGCACAAAUUUAUUCUCAGGAAGUUUAGCGUCGAGAGGAAAACCCGUUCGCGACCCCCAUUCCAAGUGGUACAUAUCUUGGGAGGAGUACCCCUUCGAUUUCUGGCCACCGUACGUUGGAGGGAGUUCAAUGAUUGCCAGCAUGGAUAUCGUUAAAGACAUGCAGAAAAUAUUUCCAUAUGUCCGACCUCUAAGCUUCGAUGACGUAUAUUUGGGAAUAGUGUUAAACAAGCUCGGAAUAUUGCCUAAUAAUAAUACUCACUUUGAUAAUACUAUUCUAAGACAUUUUGGAAGGCUUCACGAAUUGAUAGCUAACCAUGGUUUCGAUGAUCCAGUCCUUUACAGCCAAACAUAUCAAUUAGUUUUCCCGGAUGAGAAACAAAUAUCCCAUAAGGAAAAGUUGUGAUGUUUUUAUGAAAAUAACGAAUCAUUUAGAAGAAAAGUAUUGAAUUGGUCAUUUUGAAAGGAUUUUAUGAUAUACACAUUUUUAAGGAUUACUGAUAGAGUCUAAUGUAAAACGAUGUGUUAUUCAUUAUCAGAUUGAUGAAUGGAAGUAUUUAUUUGCAAACCGUGAAUGUUUGUAAAAAUGUGCAAGAGAUGACGGUUUGUUACAUGUGGAAGGAUGUAUAUCUCUAAUGAUCUAAUCAUGACAUAUGCACUCUAUCAUAAACAUAGAAAAUUCGGUUAAUCGCAACUCGCACAAAUCAAACAGCCGGUUAACGAUGCCAUCCCUAUUAUGAAUAUAUUCAUAUUUGCACUACAUUUUUUAUUAUGCAUAAAAACUUUUUAAAAUAG